Botrytis deweyae is the source of this 1485-nucleotide messenger RNA. RefSeq lists its product as uncharacterized. The record is from RefSeq and is a predicted model, not a curated record. Bases 1 to 1485 code for a protein of 494 amino acids. Gene Ontology annotation, cellular component: nucleolus; cytoplasm; preribosome, small subunit precursor. Gene Ontology annotation, biological process: rRNA processing. Gene Ontology annotation, molecular function: snoRNA binding. The transcript is spliced from 2 exons. Lineage: Eukaryota; Fungi; Ascomycota; Leotiomycetes; Helotiales; Sclerotiniaceae.
AUGCCCAAAGCAAUGAGUCCGAAAGAACUCGCCAGAAACGGAAGAAGACAUAAUCCUCUUGAAGCAGAUUUGACAGCCAGUGGUCCACUCAAAACAAAAUCCGGGAAGAGAAAGUCUCGAAAUGAGGAUGAGGAAGAAAAGUUCGUGGAUUCAAAAUCUUCGCGGAGGAUUUUAAAGAUAGGUCAAGAACUUGCCGAUGAAGACGAAGCCGAAAAUCAAGCAGCAAAACCGAAUGCAGCCUUCAAUUUUGAUUCAAGAUUUGAGAAUGAAGAUGAGGAGGAUGAGCCAGAAUUUGGAGAUGAGGAUGGUGAAGAAUGGGGAGAUGAUGAUGAGGUUCCAGAACUAGUCGAAUUGGCGCCAGAAGACCGCGAUACGUUUGGAAAAUUCUUCCCAGAGAAUGGCGAGGAUGAUCUAGACCAAAAGUUAAAGGAAGCUGGUUGGGGAGGGGAAAAUGACGAAAAUCAAGGGGGACAAGGCACAGAUCUGACAGCAUUAAUUCUAGAGAGAAUCGCUCAGUUUGAAGCAAAACAAUCGGGACAACCUGGAGCUGGACCUGCUGCACCCGAUGAUGAUGGAUUCUUCGUUCAUCCUAAGGUUAUGGAAGUUUAUACAAAAAUUGGUUUGAUAUUAUCGCGAUACAAGUCAGGAAAAUUACCGAAACCAUUUAAGAUUCUACCUACAAUCCCAAAUUGGGAAGAUAUUCUCGUGAUCACCAGGCCGGACAAGUGGACGCCAAAUGCUUGUUACGAAGCAACAAGAAUAUUCGUCUCAAGGACACCAAUUAUCGCACAGAGAUUCGUGGAAAUGGUCCUACUCGAAAAGGUCCGGGAAGAUAUUUUCGAAACCAAUCACUUGAAUGUCCAUCUUUUCAAAGCUUUAAAGAAGGCACUUUACAAGCCAGCCGCCUUUUUCAAGGGAUUCCUUUUCCCACUGAUCGGAAGUGGUACCUGCACACUACGUGAAGCCAGAAUUAUAUCAGGCGUGCUUGUGCGAGUUUCGAUCCCAGUCCUACAUUCCGCCGCUGCCAUCAAAGGCCUUUGCGAUAUUGCAGCUCAAGAAUCAUCAGCCGGGACCGAAGGUGGUGGAGCUACAAACAUUUUUAUCAAGGCUUUGCUUGACAAGAAGUACGCACUUCCAUACCAAGUCAUCGAUGCGUUGGUUUUCCAUUUCCUACGAUUUAGAAGUGUCGACCCAGCCGGUGUUCGACCCGAAGAUAUUGGAUCCGGAAUGGAAGGUGUAACCAGUUCUAAAGACGCGAAACUACCAGUCAUUUGGCAUCAAUGUCUUUUGGCAUUUGCACAAAGAUAUAGAAACGAUAUUACAGAAGAUCAGAGAGAGUCGCUAUUAGAUUUGAUUAAUGUAAAGGGACAUUCACAGAUUGGUCCUGAGGUUAGAAGGGAAUUGCUAGCAGGACGUGGUCGUGGUGUAGUUAUUGAAGAAGCCGGGCCAGCUGUUGAUGGUGAUGACACUAUGAUGAUAGACUAA